Molecule: messenger RNA, 1527 nt
Organism: Pelagomonas calceolata
Lineage: Eukaryota; Pelagophyceae; Pelagomonadales; Pelagomonadaceae
Source: the annotation of a GenBank genome assembly
GAGAGCACAGCAGCAAUCGCCGCAACGCGGCGAUCCAGCUGCCGCCGACCAAAAACCGGUUUCGCGCCACGCGCGCACCCCUUCGCGACUGCGUCGCCACUUCCAACCACUUCCUAUGCAGCAGUACUAAGCCAACAAGCUCGUCUCUAAGGGCUCCGCGCUCUCAGCGGCCGCUGGCGGCGCCGCGGCGGCCCCAGGAUGAGCGCCGCGACGUGCGCCAUGUGUGGCGCGCCGGAUCCGCCAGAGCGUUGCCCCGGCUGCGGGGGCCCGCGCUACUGCGACGACGCCUGUAGGCGGGCGGACUGGGGCCAGGGCCAUGCCAGGCUGUGCGCUCUACGGUACUGCCAGCGCCUGGCGGCCGACGGCCAGGAACCCAAAUUCUUCCUGCCGCCGGAGGCGGGCCCCCUGAAGCCGGUGUCGCUGCUGACCGUGCGGACGGAGGCCGCGCUGCCCCUCAGGGUUGACGAGGCGGACAGCUUCAUCCGGUCGCGGCCGCCGGGCUACUGGCAGCUGGCCGCGAACCGCGGGCUGAACCUCUACGACGGCCUGCGGUUCGUCGUCUCGGUGCGGCACGGUGACGCCGCGGACCGCGAGCCCGACUUCCUCGUGGAGGGCACCUCUUCCAACUUGCUCCUGUUGGUGCACGAGGUCGCGCCGGGUGUGAGAAGGUGCCUCGAGGACGGCGAGGGCGACGACGACAUUUCCAGAAGGCGGCGGUCCUUCGCGCGGGCCCUCGAGGCCGUCAGCUCCUUCGGCGGGGAAGCGGAGAUGGUGCUGGUCGUGCGCUACGAGGGCAGCGGGGGCCGGGUGCAAGCUAAGCGCGUGCCGCUCCCCUGCGCGGCGAACACGGCCUCGACGUCCAAGCCCUGGUGGCGCGCGGCCCUCGCCAAGGACGUGUUGCAGGACUUGUAUGCGCAGAAGAAGGCGGCGAACGAGGCGUUCGUGCGGGGGCGCCAGAGCGGCGAGCUCGCGGACGCCCUGCGCGGCUACGACAACAUAAUCGCGACCAUCGAGACGGCCUGCGCGCGGCCGCCGCGGGAGGCCGUCGGGCCCUGCGCCGCGACGCAGCAGCUCCUGGCCACGUGUCUGGCCAAUCGAGCGGCGUGCCGCGCGCGGCUGGGGGACGUCGAGAAUCUGCAGCGGGCCGAGGACGACUGCCGGGAGGCGCUGGAGGGCCCCUUCACGGCCUGGCUGCGGCAGAAACUCGACCCCGUCGCGGCGAAGCUCGCCGAGAAGGUAAACUUGCGGCGGCGCGAGGCGAACGAGAAGCUCUACGAGGCCCUCGGCUGCGGGGGCCUGCCGCCCGGUCCCCCGGCGCCGCCGGCUUCAGAGAAGUCGCCGCCGGCAUGAAUGUUUGACAAGAAGACAAAACGACAAAAAACGAUAAAAAACGAAAAAGACAGCUAACGCUACGUAAACGCGCGCGGGCGAGGCGCAGGCGCCGCGCGUCCAGAAAAACUCGAAAAAGGGCCGAUCGGUCCACGAAAACCCCAGAAAAAACACCGUGUAGUAGGAUGUGUUUCCCUA